Molecule: messenger RNA, 750 nt
Organism: Scomber japonicus (chub mackerel)
Lineage: Eukaryota; Metazoa; Chordata; Actinopteri; Scombriformes; Scombridae
Gene: fgf11a
Product: fibroblast growth factor 11a
Exons: 5
Coding region: 1-750 (249 amino acids)
Biological process (GO): cell differentiation; animal organ morphogenesis; positive regulation of gene expression
Cellular component (GO): cytoplasm
Molecular function (GO): fibroblast growth factor receptor binding; growth factor activity
Source: RefSeq, a predicted model, not a curated record
AUGGCCGCUCUCGCCAGCUCCCUAAUUCGCCAGCGCAGGGAGGUCAAGGACCCCCAGGCAAACCGGCAGAUCGCCAGCAAGCGGAAGCCAUGCCCCAAGAGCAACAAGUCACUCUGCCAAAAGCAAAUCCUCAUAUUAAUAUCGAAGGUUCGACUAUGUGGCAGUCGAGGGAGAAAAAUGGAAAAAAGACCGGAGCCCCAGCUGAAGGGCAUCGUCACGCGGCUCUACUGCAGACACGGCUUCUACCUCCAGAUGCUGCCGGAUGGCACCAUGGAAGGCACAAAGGACGAAAGCAGCUCCUUCUUGCAGUUCAACUUGAUUCCUGUGGGGCUCAGGAUAGUGGCCAUCCAGAGCACCAAGACAGGGCUCUACGUUGCCAUGAACAGCGAGGGCUACCUCUACACUUCGGAACACUUCACGCCAGAGUGUAAGUUUAAGGAGAGUGUGUUUGAGAACUACUACGUCACCUACUCGUCCAUCCUGUACAGACAGACCCAGUCGGGGCGGGCCUGGUACAUCGGCAUCAACCGGGACGGACAGGUCAUGAAGGGGAACCGUGUCAAGAAGACAAAGGGGGCCGCGCACUUCCUGCCCAAACUCAUUGAAGUGGCCAUGUACAGAGAGCCCUCUCUACACGACGUCGCUGAGCAGAGUCCGCCCAGGAAAACGCCCAAGACCUCCAGUGACUCGCCCGUGCUCCAGAACGGCAAGAAAGACCCUCAAUCCAAAACCAAAACCUCCUCCUCCUAG